AGUUUGAUUGAAACUGGAAUUUUCUUCCGUUUAAAUUUCUCGUUCGUUCGCGGUCUAACAGAGUCGAGAUUAGUAACUGAUUCGAUAAUCGAAUUCAACGAAACGUUCAGCUUUUGAACCGAUUCAGUGCUGUAAAACGACGUCCAAGUGCAUAUUUCGGCAAUGACUACUUUCUUCGGCUAAAUUGACAAGAAUAUGGUUCACGAAAUUGUUUCGCAAAUGCAGAACGGUGUUUUGAGGACGAGGCGCGUGUGAGACUAUUGUUGUUAUUUUCACAGAGCGAAAGUACUCUAGAAUUUCGGUUGGUGACAUUUUGAAAUCGAAGAUGAGCUGCGAUUUGCUACCGGAAUGGCUAAAUCUUUUCCUGGACGACGUGGAAACUACUUUGUGCUUGCCGAUAUUGAUUAUUAUGGUUCUAUGCACCAUUCAGUUCAUAAUUAAUCAUACUAUGGACAUUGGACUUACCGUGUAUCAGAACAUUAUGCAAAAGUCAGAUGAAGACGUGGAGGCAGUUGAGGAGGAGAGGAGCGAGAAUUUAAUGAGCAAGAUCACAGGGUGUUUAUGCAACAUUUGCGGUUUUAAUAAUCCCAAAUCGAACGAGGGCCAAGCGUCAUCGUUGGUUAGAUCAAAUUCGCAAGAGGAGGAGUGGGAUUAUUGCGACGAGGACGAUUGCGAGGACAAGUAACGAAUGUCAAAAAUGUGACAAAUUCCAGGAGAAACUGAAAGACUUCGUCGUCGAUAAGUACUGUAGCGAAACUUUUAUAUUGCAUGCAUCUCAAAUACGUUAAUAAACGAAAAAUUAAUAAACAGCAUGAUGAAGUUGGUAGAGAAAGGGGAAGCAAGA
This is a messenger RNA of Frieseomelitta varia, 844 nucleotides long. RefSeq lists its product as uncharacterized. Bases 326 to 685 code for a protein of 119 amino acids. The record is from RefSeq and is a predicted model, not a curated record. Lineage: Eukaryota; Metazoa; Arthropoda; Insecta; Hymenoptera; Apidae. The transcript has 2 exons.